AUCCAUUUUAUUUUGUCAAGCGAUUGCUCACAACAGAACCAUCUGGAUUUCGAAAGAUUUAAAAAAAAAAUGUAUCUGCAUCCAGAUGGUCGAAUUUCGUGCAACCAUUUUAUCAAACAAAAAUGAGUAAAUACACCACGUCAUUUUUCUGUGUACUUAUAACACAUGAGGCUAAAUAUAUCAAUAUGCUGUACAUUAGUGUCUCUAUUAGAAAUAUACAGUGUUGGAAUAAUACACAAUAAAAAUACAGUAAUAUACAACAAACGUAUUAUAGACAUUAAAAAAUAUAAAGCCCUCUAUUACCUAUUGAUAUGGCAUGGAAUGGAAUUUAUUGUCACUCAAAUGCACAAGUACGAAAUUCACGGAAAUUACCAUCUGUUCAAAAGACAUAACACGACAAUGACCAACAGAGGGCGACAAAACGGACAAGUCUGAGGAGUCGUUUACAGCACACCGCUUUUCAUGAUGAAAGGAAAACGUAACGAAUGGUGAAAUGGGGAAAAAAACAAUUCCAAACUAUUUUCCUUGAAGGGAUAGGAACUGUGUAGGAUUGGGGGGGGGGGGCUCUUCCGGCAGCCACAUGUAUAGGAGACAAUAAAAACCCGGACUCAAUACUUGCAUAUGUGGAAGGGGAGGAGGUAUCAGGCGGGCGCAAAUGGAGCAGCCCAUACACUUUCCCCACGGUUGCAGCAUUUCAAGACGAGGGCAUCCACAGCGCACCUGGACUGUCACCGGGGGGAAGAAAGCUGGCAAAAACACGUCGAUGAUUGCUGUGUGUUGUGUUGUAAGAAUGUGUCAGAGUAAGUCUGUGUCCUCGGUGCUUGGCGGCACGCCGAAACACAUCGUCGAGUUGCCACGGGGCCAACCUCACUGGCUCCUCACAGCAACACGAAGCACCGCGGAAUGAGGAGGGGGGGGGGGUUAAAGGGGGACUCCAGCACCUGUCAGCAUUACAUCCAGGAGAUAAAACUCCCAAAUAACAUUUGUUUUGGGGAGAAAAGAUGACAAUCAUUUCAGUCGGCCCUGAGUAUUUCACUGUAGCUCCCGAUGGCAUCAAUUGGCAAUCGGUUCUUAAAGGCGAGCCGCCAAUAUCUUCACGUUGGUGUCCAGUAAGCAAAGUGUCUCAGAAGUCGCAUUCGAUUUGCGAUUAAGUUCACUCUUUGCCCGAGUCUGAGUAUUGAUCACACGCCAGAGCCCAUCAAGCACGACCAGCGGCUCGUCCAUUUCCAAUUAAACCGCCCGUGUCUUCAGAACUUGGCGAUAAAUCAAGAAGCUGCCAGGGAUACCAGUGAUGGAUGCAUGAUAUCGUUUAGUUUCUUUUUUUUUUUUCUAGCGUGGAUCCUCCUCGUUCUCAUAGAAGAGGGACUCGCUCUGGCACAGAGAACUAAAGACUCCCUGGGCGAUAAUGGCAUCCAGAGCCCGAACCAAAAUGAUUGCGGAACGUGGGUGCGCAACAUCAACGGCGGAGUGUUCACAUCGCCAAAAUACCCAGACACUUAUCCACCAAACAAGGAGUGCGUUUACAUCCUGGAAGCACUGCCCAGGCAGAGGAUCCAGCUGGCGUUCGACAAGAACUACUACAUCGAGCCGUCCUUCGAGUGCCGCUUUGACCACAUCGAGAUCCGCGACGGGCCCUUCGGCUUCUCGCCGCUCAUCGACCGGGUGUGCGGAGGGAAGAACCCGGGACUGGUCACCUCCACCGGGCGCUUCAUGUGGAUCAAGUUCACGAGCGACGAGGAGCUGGAGGGUCUCGGAUUCCGCAUCAAGUACACAUUCAUUGCAGACCCUGACUUCCAUCUGCAUGUUGGCGGACUUUUAAACCCGAUCCCGGACUGUCAAUUUGAGCUCAGCGGCUUCGAUGGGAUCAUUCGCUCCAGUCAGGUGGAUGAAGCCAAGCGGGUGAAGCCGGGCGACGCUCUGGACUGCAUCUGGACCAUCAGGGCUCCCCCUCAGUCCAAGAUCUACCUGCGCUUCAUGGAGUACCAGAUGGAGCAUUCCAACGAGUGCAAGAAGAACUUUGUGGCCAUCUACGACGGCAGCAGCGCCAUCGAGAACCUGAAGGCCAAGUUCUGCAGCACGGUGGCCAACGACGUCAUGCUGGAGAACGGCGUGGGCGUCGUGCGCAUGUGGGCCGACGAGAAAAGCCGACUCAGCCGCUUCCGCUUGCUCUUCACGUCCUUCGUGGACCCCCCUUGCUCGGCCAACACCUUCUUCUGUCACAGCAACAUGUGCAUCAACAACUCGCUCGUGUGCAAUGGUGUCCAGAACUGUGUCUACCCGUGGGAUGAAAAUCACUGCAAAGAGAAGAGAUCCAGGGGUCUCUUCCACCAGAUCACCAAGACCCACGGCACGGUCAUCGGUGUUUCAUCCGGGAUCGUUCUGGUUCUUCUCAUCAUUUCCAUCCUGGUCCAGAUGAAGCAGCCACGGAAAAAGGUGGUCGCCCGCCGGCCAGGUGUCUUCAACAAAGCGGGUCUCCAGGAGGUCUUCGACCCACCACACUACGAGCUCUUCUCUCUACGUGACAAGGAGAUGUCGUCGGACCUGGCCGACCUUUCAGAGGAGCUGGACAGUUUCCACAAGGUCCGGCGCUCGUCCACCAUGUCCCGCUGCGUACACGAGCACCACUGCGGCUCGCAGGGUUCUGUGGGUACCGGCGGGGGCAGCGGCAGCAUGAAGCACAGCCGCACCACGCUGAGCUCCAUGGAACUGUCCUACCACAACGACUUCUCCAAGCCACCACCCAUGAAGACCUUCAACUCCACCGGCACCUAUAAGAAGAGUUGCUAUGGCUACAAGCAGCACGCGCAGACUCACGACUGUGACCAGCAGGUCAUCGAAGACCGGGUCACGGAGGAGAUACCCUGCGAGAUCUACAAUCGAGGUGUCGGGGCCACAGGCGGCGUGGGCAUCGGAGGGGCGGUGGGCAUCACGGGGGGCGUGGCCAUGGCUGGAGGGAUGGGUAUGUCAGGAGGAAUGGCCAUGGCAGGACCCAGUGGCAUCGCCGGGGGCAUCGGCGGUGGGAUGGGGGGAGCCUGCGGCACACUCACCGGUGGGAUUGGGGGAGCGUGCGGCACGCUCACCAUGCGUGGCAACAGCGCCCGGAACAGCACCUCCGUGGUGGUGGACCCGCAGCAGCGCUCCAUGUCCAUGGACUUCUAGAAGAAGAAUCUUCUCUUCGUGGGAGUUGGAAAACUGGGAUGAGGGAACCAGAACCGAACCUUAGUGGUCAACCACCAACAGCGCUCCAUGUCCGUGGAUUUACAGAAGGAGAAUCUGCCCUUUAGGGGACUGGAAAACUGGGAUUAAGGAACCGGAACAGAACGGUCCAUUUCCAACAACGCUCCAUGUCCAUGGACUUCGAGAAGAAGAAUGUUAGCUCUGUGGGGUUGGUAGAUGGAGAUCAAGGAAGCAGAACCGAACCUCGGUGGUCAACCACCAACAGUGCUCCACGUCCAUGGAAUUCUCGAAGGCGAAUAUUCUCACUCGAGGAUGGCAAAUCCUGUUUCAAGGAACCAGAACAACUGGAACAACCAGGAUUGUCUGAAUUCCGAUCUGCAUGCAGACACUUGGUUGGACUGAGUAAGCAGUCAAAAAGAAAAACCUGUCCAGAGACUUUCUGAACGUUUUACAUCACCUGCCAUGCACAAAUAUAAGAGAUACAAAUGUAUAUAUAAAUAGUGUGUCUUCAAA
Molecule: messenger RNA, 3690 nt
Organism: Hippocampus comes (tiger tail seahorse)
Lineage: Eukaryota; Metazoa; Chordata; Actinopteri; Syngnathiformes; Syngnathidae
Gene: neto2a
Product: neuropilin (NRP) and tolloid (TLL)-like 2a
Exons: 9
Coding region: 1300-3159 (619 amino acids)
Cellular component (GO): postsynaptic density
Molecular function (GO): ionotropic glutamate receptor binding
Source: RefSeq, a predicted model, not a curated record